Molecule: messenger RNA, 1047 nt
Organism: Triticum aestivum (bread wheat)
Lineage: Eukaryota; Viridiplantae; Streptophyta; Magnoliopsida; Poales; Poaceae
Product: inactive protein RESTRICTED TEV MOVEMENT 2
Exons: 3
Coding region: 232-873 (213 amino acids)
Biological process (GO): cellular response to heat
Source: RefSeq, a predicted model, not a curated record
CAGCCGGUGGCUUGCGUCCCGGGACAUGCAUGUUUCAGUCGAGGGAUGUCCGUCCAAUCGUCACAUGGAGCGAUGGUGCGUGUUGGCAAGCCCGUGGGAGAUGCGAUGCCGGAGAAGAAGUGGUCCAGAACAGGAUACAAGGCGUAGGCACGUAGCCUCUGCAACCAAGUAGUGCAUACUCGCCAGCUACAUUUCUCAGCGACGCAACAAGUUAUUCAAGAGAAAUCAGUCAUGGCCGCCACCGCUGCCAUCGCCGGCCGCGCGUACGAGGACUUCGUGCCGCCGCACAACAUGGUCACCGAGCCGGCGACCCACACCCUCUCCGUCGAUCUCACCGCCGCAGGGUACAAGAAGGAGCACAUCAGGGUGCAGCUGGUCCGCAGCCACGGGCUAGUGGUUGUGCGCGGCGAGCGCGCCGUCGCGGGCAACCGCUGGAGCCGCUUCCGCCUGGAGUUCGGCGUGCCCGGCGGCUGCGACCUCAAGGGCAUCCACGCGAGGUUCGAGGGCGGCGUCGUGCGGGUCACCAUGCCCGGGCUAAGGACCGCCGCGGUCGGCGACGUCUCCGGCAAGCAGGUGCCCCCGGCGGCCAAGGCUGAUGCUUCCGGCGUUCGAGCAGGAGAUAAGGAAGAUGAGAACGUGCAGAAACAGCCGGCGGAGGAGCGCGGGGCCGACGAGGUGAAAGAUAGUGGCCGCCUUGAUCAAGGACAAGGUACCCCUGCCGACGGCGUCCGGGGAGUGGAGUCGCCGGCGACGGCGUCAGGCCGCGGAUACAGCUACCUCCCUGAACGGAGAAAGCUUGUGACCACCGUGGUUGGCGCGGUGCUCGUCCUGUUUAGCCUUGGCAUCUACGUCAGGUACAGCUUCGGCCCAUGAGCCGAGGCAAGGGGUGUUGACUACUCGACGUCAGAUGAGCGAUGAGCCUAAACGAUUUGGCGCCAAAACGUUGUGCAAGUGCGAUAGUGCUAAGCGAUGCUCGGGUUGACUCAAUUGUAUCCUAAACCUAAACUACAGCUGCUUAAGAUUCAUGAAUCAUGACGGCUUCGUUAA